UUUUUUUUACCGGAAGUAGUCAUUGUGGUAUCGUUCUCUCCUGCCAGUGAUCAGGAAGCGCAGACGUUAAACGGUGCGAAUCAUGGACCAUCAUACGAUGUGAUAUGUCAACGGUGCCUAGUCUGAAGUUGCCUUAGUCCAGGACACAGCAGACCAGGAUGGCUCUAAUAGAGGGGGUGGGUGAUGAGGUCACCCUGCUCUUUGGAGUGGUGUUCCUGGUGCUCGUCCUGGUUCUGGCCUGGGCCUCUACUCACACUGUUGAACCCCCUGAACACCUCCUCUCACCAAGCCCAGGGACCUCGCCCUCCACAGAGACUGACAGCCAGGAGCCGCUCCCCCCUGGUAACACGGACUCGUCACCUGGCAGCAUCAGGGAGAACAAUAAGAGUGAGCCUGGAACAGAAGCGGGAGCAGCGGGACAAUCCCCGGAUGGUAGUAGGGCUGGAGAAGGAGAGGGAGGCCUCCUGGAAGAAGCAGGGAUUGGAAGGGAUGGGUUGAGACAUCGAGAAUCAGCAGGUCCCUCGAGUCAACCUCCAGCCAGUGCCCCAAGUGCCACACAGCCUUCGGCCGAAGAUGCACUGAAUGACACCCAAAGAAACAUGGUGCUCAGGCUGAAGUUCUUGAAUGAUACAGAGAGGACAGCACAGGUGAAUCCUCAAGACACCAUUGGUUACAUUAAACGGACUUACUUUGCUGGAGAGGAGCACCAAGUGCGUCUGAUUUACCAGGGUCAGCUCCUUCAGGACGAUGCUCAGACGCUGGCCUCCCUCAACCUGUCCGACAACAGUGUUGUGCACUGCCACAUCUCACAGAAUGCCACUCGGGCCAUGCCUGCCGGGGCACGGGCUGCUGACCAGGUGCAUGUGGCGCUCAAUGUGGGCAGCCUCAUGGUGCCUCUGUUCGUGCUUAUGCUGUCUGUGCUCUGGUACUUCCAGAUCCAGUACCGGCAGUUCUUCACUGCACCUGCCACCGCCUCACUCGUGGGCAUCACCAUCUUCUUUAGUUUUGUUGCAUUUGGGGUGUAUCGCCGUUGAUGGCUGUUUCUGUCCACUCAUAUUCAACAUAUAUGUGUUUGCGCACAUACAGAUACACAUUCUUGCACUUGCUCACUCACCAAUGCCAGUGGCAAUGUCUUCUGGGAUUUUUGGACUUUUCAGGUUUGUUGAAGUCUGGGAUUUCAGGGAAACAUCUCUGAGGUCUUUUUUUUCCCCUCUCCAUCACUUUUGCUAUUUUUCAUCUGCACCAAGUUAAUGCUUGUGUCACAGGUAGGAAUAUGCUAUAUAUUUGAUUUUUAAAAGAAAAAUAGAGAUGAUGAUUGUGCCUGUCCUCUUAUUCUAUUUUUUUUUUUCCAUGUGCAUGCUGCCAGUGUGAAACUGGGGCUUGUAAGAGGGUAUGCGAGUUGAUGGUGUUUGAGUUUCAAGUGGGGCUCGUCUGGCCGUUUGCCAUACACAAACUGUACUAACGCAGGUCAGGUAGAGCUGCUCUUAUAUGUUGGGACAAUUAAAAUAAUUUGUGUACAAUAAGGCUUUUGAAAUGGAGAUAUAAUCUAUUAAAUCAUUGUUUUAUUUA
Cyprinus carpio (common carp) is the source of this 1569-nucleotide messenger RNA. It is a transcript of the gene tmub1, whose product is annotated as transmembrane and ubiquitin-like domain containing 1. Lineage: Eukaryota; Metazoa; Chordata; Actinopteri; Cypriniformes; Cyprinidae. Gene Ontology annotation, molecular function: protein binding. The record is from RefSeq and is a predicted model, not a curated record.